CCUGACUAAGCCCGCGCGCCCCCGCGGCCAGCCGCACAGAGGCGCGGCCGCGCGCACGCCCCGCCCCGCCGGCUCUGCGCGCCCCCGGGUCGCGUUGGCGACCCCACAGCAAGGCCCCGGGGCCCUCCCGCGCUCCCCAGAUGACUUCAGACCCUGCGUGCCGGCCAGUGAGUGACAGCCAUCGCCACGUUUCCCAGUGAUCUAGAUUCAAGAUGAAUACUGAUCAAGUUACACUGGUGGGUCAAGUGUUUGAGUCGUACGUUUCAGAGUACCAUAAGAAUGAUAUUCUUCUAAUCUUGAAGGAAAGAGAUGAAGAUGCUCAUUAUCCAGUUGUGGUUAAUGCCAUGACCCUUUUUGAGACCAACAUGGAAAUUGGAGAAUAUUUCAAUGUGUUUCCCAAUGAAGUAUUAACUAUUUUUGAUAGUGCACUCCAAAGAUCAGCCUUGACACUACUCCAGUCCCUUUCUCAGCCUGAGGAUGUCUCUAUGAAGCAGAAUCUUCAUGCCAGGAUAUCAGGCUUGCCCAUCUGUCCUGAACUAGUGAGAGAACACAUCCCUAAAACCAAGGACGUGGGACACUUCUUAUCUGUCACUGGGACAGUGAUUCGGACAAGUGUGGUGAAGGUCCUAGAGUUUGAGCGGGACUACAUGUGCAACAAAUGCAAGCACGUGUUUGUGGUCAAAGCUGACUUUGAGCAGUAUUACACCUUUUGCCGGCCAUCUUCAUGUCCCAGCUUGGAGAGCUGCAAUUCCUCAAAAUUCACUUGCAUGUCAGGCUUGUCUUCAUCUGCACCAGCCAGGUGUAGAGAUUACCAGGAAAUAAAAAUUCAAGAACAGGUUCAAAGGCUAUCUGUUGGAAGUAUUCCACGAUCUAUGAAAGUGAUCCUAGAAGAUGACUUAGUAGACAGUUGCAAAUCUGGUGAUGACAUCACUAUCUUUGGAGUUGUAAUGCAACGCUGGAAGCCCUUUCAGCAAGAUGUGCGCUGUGAGGUGGAGAUAGUCCUUAAAGCCAACUAUGUCCAAGUAAACAAUGAUCAGUCUUCAGGUAUUGUCAUGGAUGAGGAAGUUCGAAAGGAAUUUGAAGACUUUUGGGAAUAUUACAAGAGUGAUCCUUUUGCAGGAAGGAAUGAAAUACUGGCCAGCUUGUGCCCUCAAGUGUUUGGGAUGUAUCUAGUAAAGCUUGCUGUGGCUAUGGUGCUGGCUGGUGGCAUUCAGAGGACCGAUGCAGCAGGAACAAGGGUCAGGGGUGAAUCUCAUCUUUUAUUGGUUGGGGAUCCUGGUACAGGGAAAUCGCAAUUCCUCAAAUAUGCAGCAAAGAUUACACCAAGAUCUGUGCUGACCACAGGAAUUGGAUCCACUAGUGCAGGUCUGACAGUAACUGCUGUCAAAGACUCAGGAGAAUGGAAUUUAGAGGCUGGGGCCUUAGUACUUGCAGACUCGGGUCUUUGCUGUAUUGAUGAGUUUAAUAGCCUCAAAGAGCAUGAUAGAACCAGUAUCCACGAAGCCAUGGAGCAACAAACCAUAAGUGUUGCUAAAGCUGGACUCGUGUGCAAGUUGAACACAAGGACCACCAUCCUGGCAGCAACGAACCCCAAAGGCCAGUAUGACCCCCAGGAGUCUGUGUCUGUGAACAUUGCCCUCGGCAGCCCACUGUUAAGUCGAUUUGACCUGAUCCUGGUUUUGCUUGAUACCAAGAAUGAAGACUGGGAUCGCAUCAUUUCCUCUUUUAUCUUAGAAAACAAAGGUUGCCCAAGCAAAUCAGAGAAACUCUGGAGCAUGGAGAAGAUGAAAACCUACUUCUGUCUCAUUAGGAAUCUCCACCCCACACUGUCUGAUGUGGGGAACCAAGUUCUUCUCCGGUACUAUCAGAUGCAGAGGCAGAGUGAUUCCCGGAAUGCUGCCCGGACAACCAUCCGCCUGUUGGAAAGCUUGAUCCGAUUAGCAGAAGCUCAUGCUCGCCUAAUGUUUCGCAAUACAGUAACUCUGGAAGACGCUAUUACAGUGGUGUCAGUAAUGGAGUCCUCUAUGCAGGGAGGUGCACUACUAGGAGGUGUGAAUGCUCUCCACACUUCAUUUCCUGAAAACCCACGAGCACAGUACCAGAGGCAGUGUGAACUCAUUCUGGAAAAGCUAGAACUUCAGAACCUCCUAAGUGAAGAGCUUCAAAGACUUGAAAGGUUACAGAAUGAGAGUGUGCCCCAAACCCAGCCACAGGCAGUGGAGGCAGAGACUGCUCCAGGGUCCUCAGGAAAUGAUCCAAAGGAAGAACUAAACUUGAGAACUUCAACACAGCAGGGACUAAACUGUAGUAUACAUGCCUCCCAGGCUAUCAACAGUCCUGGGGGGAAUCCUCCUGUAGACCCUCCACUCUGUAGGUCUCCAAAUAGAUCAACAAAUAGGAAACAUUCAGCUGAGCACAGAGAUAGUAGAGAUGGUGGUUUGAAGUGGUUUGACCUAUCAGCAAUCCCUCAGAUUGAAAAGAAAAACACUAUUCUUGUGUCUCCUUUUCCCAAAACAACUGAGGAGACUAUGCUGUUAAAAACCUCUAGCAUAUCUCAGGGUAAAGAAAAGAAUGAGCUAGGAAAAAGGAGCAAAUUAGAAGUGGGGCAGCUUCCAUCACCAGGAGCCACGGAUGCUCCAGUGAGGCCAUCCCGUGUCAAAGGUAAAAAGGCAAAAAGACUGGUGUCAGAAAAAGCAGUUCACACUGUGGGGCCAGAAUCUGUACAGACUCUUAAUGUCCCCAGCCGGCUACACAAUCUUCGAAAGAAAGAGGCCCAGAGGUCAAUCACAAGUACUCCCAGAGCAGAUUCCAAUCCCACGGUGCCUUGCCCUCUUCAGGCCAUUUGUGAACUUGGACCAGAACGAACCUCAGAAAUGUCCCCCCAGGAGGAAGAGUCUGAACUUGAAAGUGCUGAUACUCUAACUCCUCCACUGGCCAAACUGGCAAAAUUUACUUUCAAGCGGAAGUCAAAACUGAUCUUCUCCUCUGAAGACCACAGCCAUGUAUUCCCUGGCACAGGUGAAAUAGGAGUUCAUUGUCCUGAAACUCCCCAACAUAAAACAAGAAAAGAAGCAGCCCUGCCCAUGAAAGGUUCAGAAAAGUUGACAUCAAAUUCAGGAAACAGAAGCUCCAAUCAGCAGAAGGGUAAAACAAAGGAGCUGUCAUGGCAGCCACCAGAGAAAGAUGAAUCAAGAGAAGAAAGGGAAUGUGGGGCUGAAAAGAGGGUUAUUCAGCCUCAAUUGGAGCUUGGGAACAAGACUCAAAGUUCCCAUCUUGCUUGUGAGAAAAACAGAAAGGAAGAGGUUUCAUGCAGUAAUAAAGGCAGCAAGGUUCAUGCUGGCACAUUAGCCAGAUUGGCAAACUUCUCCUUUACUUCACCAGAAUCCAAAUCAGAAUCCCUUGGUCCAUCUGAAAGGGAGAACUUGGGUGAGAGAGGCCUUAGCUGUCGGGCUACAACCCCAGCUUCAGUACUUGGCAGUAAAAGGAGCUCUUUUCAGCUACCGGGGCCCACCGAGAAAAUGAAUGUUUCCAAAAGUUCUCUCUUCACUCUAUCAGAACUGGAUGAUGAAGCAUUAGAUUUUGAUUGGGAUGAAGAGAUGAGAAAAAAGACAUGAUGCAUAAAACUUUCUGGUCAAACUUCUUCUUUAACCUCAACACAGUGCCUUCUUUAUAUCAUUGUGGAGUUUAUAAGCAUAUAUUAUCUUUCUAUAUUGAGUACCAUUCCAAAUACCAAUUCCCCAUCAGGUUUUAUUUAUAGUUUCAGGUUUCUCUUUAGAACUUUUAAGAUUAUAUGAUGAACUUAGGUCCGAGUGAUCCCAGUACUUGAGAUGAAUGAACCCAUGUGCUUAGUUUUGCAGGGGUAGUACUGUAUUCCUAAAGACGUUUCUGUUCUUUGCAUCCAUUUUUUUUUUAAUGGGGAAGGGGUUCUUUUCCAAGUCACUUCUUUUGUUCAUCAGUGAAGAGUGCCAAGAACAUAGCCUUCAGAAGGUGAACAAGGUGGAGGAAUUCUUCCUGUUUUUUUUUCAUUUUCCACCUAGGAUGUGUUAAGUAUAAAACCUACUGUCAUUUGGAAUGUUUUGCCAAAAUCAUGUGAUUUUCCUAAUAGUACUUCUGUGUUUAUCUUCAUGUGCCAGAUUAAAUGCGACUAAUGCUGUUCUGACUUUGAAGGGCAUCUUUACAGGUCCAUGAUCUAGCAGUGGGUCAAAUAACUUUUUGAAGUACUGACCUUUUGAAUUUUCCUUUUUUCACCCCUUGAACCAACAUUUUAUGCCUCUGACUCUUUUUUGCACUUGGGGACCUUCUUUCAAUACAACUUAAAUCAUGCAAUUAGGAGAGAGAGAAAGCACUAUCAUAUUAAUCAUAUAUCAUAUGACAUCCAUUCAAGUGGUCAAUGUGGGAAUUUGGUUCCUGGUAUGACGUAUUUGUUUUUAAAACCAAGCAGAUUAUUUGGUAGAGAGAAAUAACUCAAAUUCCACAUGCUAUUAAAAUUCUAAUACUCUUAGGACUCCAUCAUUACAGACUUUCUCUUCAGAAUUAUAUUUGUAGCAUAAUACUUGAUUCCUGAAUUGGUUGAAGGACUUUGGGACAUGAAGAGUACUCAGGAUUAUAUGUACUUUGUUUAAUGUUCACUUUAUGAGCUGGGUGUAUAGCUCAAGUGGCAGAAAACAAGCUGAGCAAACACAAGAUUCUUAGUUCAAACCUUGGUACUGACAAGAAAAGAAAAAAAUACUUAUUUUCUGAAAUUCAUACAGAGAAAAGAAAUUUGUGAAAACGCUGUUUUGAGCAUGUAAGCAUUAAUUCCAAAAUUGACAAACUUCUAAAAAAUCUUAAGCUAAGAACAAAUUUAACAUGCAUAAAUCUUUUAAAGUCUUGAAAUACCUUAAGCAGCUGACUGAACAUCUACAUACAAAGUGACUAAAGAAUUUAUUGUUGGGCUGGGAAUAUGGCCUAGUG
Molecule: messenger RNA, 4953 nt
Organism: Perognathus longimembris pacificus (Pacific pocket mouse)
Lineage: Eukaryota; Metazoa; Chordata; Mammalia; Rodentia; Heteromyidae
Gene: Mcm9
Product: minichromosome maintenance 9 homologous recombination repair factor
Exons: 13
Coding region: 213-3614 (1133 amino acids)
Biological process (GO): double-strand break repair via homologous recombination
Cellular component (GO): MCM complex; nucleus
Molecular function (GO): single-stranded DNA binding; ATP binding; single-stranded DNA helicase activity
Source: RefSeq, a predicted model, not a curated record